Molecule: messenger RNA, 492 nt
Organism: Phytophthora sojae
Lineage: Eukaryota; Oomycota; Peronosporomycetes; Peronosporales; Peronosporaceae
Exons: 3
Coding region: 1-492 (163 amino acids)
Source: RefSeq, a predicted model, not a curated record
AUGCUGAUCUUCAAGAAUCCAAACUCGAGCCAUCCUAUUCAGGGACUUCCAGACUCCGUGGACGGCGUUUGCUAUCGCUCAACGCCGAGUGCAUUCAUCAACAAUGUGACGAUGGAGGAGUGGCUACACGAUGUUCGUUGUUGGGGACCUGGAGGUCCGUUUGCUGGCGAACGUAUACUCUGGAUGGAAAUCGCAAGCGGCCACUCAAGCCCCGAGCCUGCUGACCGCUUCCCUAUUCAGCGAAUAAAGGCACAUUGGCGCUCCAUUUGCGAGGCACGCAAUAUGCAAGCUAUUCGGCACGGGGACUGGGCGACAAAGUCAGGGGCUCUGUCAAACCCUGGGAAACAGUUCUUCUUGGAGACAGCAGCGGAGUGCAUUCGUCAGCUUAGUAGAAAGUUACGUGAGCUCUUGGCGGCCCACCCAGCCGACUUUGAAAAGGGGUACCGGGAGGUAGAUGUAGCAGGACUAGAAUGCACAAGCAAUUCCACGUGA